UCAUGAUUGGGUUGUUUUGCAGGACCAAUAACAUCUGACAACUGACAACCAAACAGAAUCUUUUUUUGACAACAGAACAUCUGACAGGAUUAAAGGAUUCUGAUACAACCCGCAACACCCAUUCCACAGGUGGCUGAUAUUUGGAAAGAGUGAUAAAGGUCCCCGGCUUCUCUCCUGCACUUUUCAGCCAGGCAACAUGGCGAGUAACCUCGUCUGGAAGUCAUGUCGUCCCCCUGUGUUUAGACAGCUGGCGUCUCUCCGGUUUGGAGCUGGAAUAAGACGUUUCUACAGCAGCGAUCCGCCACCGGAGAAUAUUAGUCGGUAUCCUGUUCCUAACAAGAAAGACCUUCCUUAUGAUAUAGUGGAUCUUAUGGAGGAAGUUGAGUCAAAGGGAGGAUUUUUGCCCAACGUCUUUAAAGUCCUCUCACAUAGACCAGCAGAGUUCAGAGCCUUCUUCGGUUACUACAAUGAACUAAUGAACAAAGAGACAGGCGGAUUGACCAAGGCAGACCGUGAGCUGAUUGUUGUCGCUACAAGUGUCCACAACAAGUGUCUUUACUGUGUGGUAUCCCACAGUGCAUUGCAUCGCAUAUACUCUAAGAAACCCACUCUUUCCGAUCAGGUGAUUGUUAAAUAUGAAAAUGCAGAGCUGUCUGCUCGGGAGCGUGCCAUGCUUGACUUUGCGAUGGCUGUGUGUCGGUGUGACACCAUAACAGAGCAACAUUUCCAGUCUUUGGAAGAAGUGGGCUUUGACCGCGAGGAUGCGUGGGACAUCGCUGCCAUCACUGCUUUCUUUGCCAUGUCCAACCGACUCGCCCACCUCACCGACAUGAGGCCUAACUUAGAGUUUUAUAACAUGGCCCGUAUGCCAAAGGACAAGAACAAGAACAAAGGAAAUGUAAAAGUAGAAUAGUGUUACAGAAAAGAUAUCAGAUGUCAAGGUGUUGUUUUUAAAAAAAAUGUUUAUGUACAGUAGAUGAAAAAAGAAGCAUGAAAGAGACACAAUAUGAGUUUGGUGUGAACCUUCUUGGGUGUGUAGAUGGGGGGGACAUGGUUUUAGUCAAAUGCUUAUUGACCUUGACAUUUAAAUGUAUUGUGGCUCUGGUUUUCUCCUGAUCACUUUGCCAUAUCUGGUAGGUAAAAUCUAAUUUUUUGCAGAAAGUUGGUCAUUACAUUAAUUGUUUGAACAAAUUUCAUAGUUGUCUUUUAUGUUUGUUUUGGUUUUUUUCCCCACUUUAUUUAUGGUGAUUUUAAACAGGUAUCAGAUAACAUUUUCACAGUUGUAUAAUGUAUAGUUACUGUAUGUAAAACACUAACAACAGACAUCUCCCACGACACGCUACUAGUUGUCUUUCAUGUUUAUGUCUUAAAACCUAAAACAAUCACAUGUCGGAAUCUCAUGUCAGCUCUUAAUUUUCUUGUUCACUUGGCAAAAUGUCUCUGUGCUAGGAUGUGUUGCACAAUGCAUUGUUACUGUGACUACUAAUAGGAGUGUAAAUAUGUUACAAGCAUUGUUCACAGCAAUGCAAGCUUGGGUUUUAAAGUAUCUAAAGGCAUUCCUUUGAUAUUCCAAAUAAACUACUUUGUUAAUAAUAUGCAAGAUUUGAAAAAG
Molecule: messenger RNA, 1612 nt
Organism: Eleginops maclovinus (Patagonian blennie)
Lineage: Eukaryota; Metazoa; Chordata; Actinopteri; Perciformes; Eleginopidae
Exons: 5
Coding region: 197-913 (238 amino acids)
Molecular function (GO): peroxiredoxin activity
Source: RefSeq, a predicted model, not a curated record